Zasmidium cellare ATCC 36951 is the source of this 1146-nucleotide messenger RNA. RefSeq lists its product as uncharacterized. Gene Ontology annotation, molecular function: 2-oxoglutarate-dependent dioxygenase activity. The record is from RefSeq and is a predicted model, not a curated record. Bases 1 to 1146 code for a protein of 381 amino acids. NCBI's taxonomy places the organism in Eukaryota, Fungi, Ascomycota, Dothideomycetes, Mycosphaerellales, Mycosphaerellaceae. The transcript is spliced from 2 exons. Gene Ontology annotation, cellular component: cytoplasm.
AUGGCUCCAAUCGCAACAAGUCUUGAGGAUGCUUCGGAGAAUGUGUCUCUGCGGGCGGAGAGUGGUCACUCCAACGGCAAUGGCAUAAAGACCACGCCAUUGAAGCCAACGGGGAUUCUUGAUCACUAUGAGCAAUUCGAUCUGACUCCAGUCAUCGGUCGAGAGUUCCCUAAAGUCGAUCUUGUGGACUGGCUUCAAGCUCCGAACGCACAUGAGCUGCUCAGGGAGCUGGCCUAUACAAUCUCUUCCCGCGGAGUGGUAUUUUUCCGCAAGCAAGACAGCCUGACCAACGAUCUCCAGAAGGAACUCGUCCAUCGAAUGGGUCAACUUGCUGGGAAGCCAUCAAGUUCGACACUCCACAUCCAUCCUGUGCUCAACUCAGAGGGUGAAGUCGACGAGAAGAGGGAUCCAGACCAGCAAAUUUCCACCAUCAGCUCGAGGCUGUUCAAGAAGCUCUACUCGGUCGAGGGGCAGGACGGUCGCUGCCACAAGAAGCAAAGCAGCGACCAAUGGCACAGCGACAUCGCCUUUGAACCUGUCCCAGCCGAUUACUCUAGCCUUCGUCUGACCCAGUUGCCCAAGACCGGCGGAGACACUCUGUGGGCAUCAGGGUACGAGAUUUAUGAUCGCAUUUCGCCUCCAGUCCAGAAAUUCUUGGAGGGCUUGACCUGCACAUUCUCUCGCCCAGACUUUAUCGCCGCCGCUGAGAGGAGUAACAUCGAUCUCUACACCAAGCCUCGCGGCUCCCCAGGGAACGUCGGUAGUUCCCUCACAGCAGUUCAUCCAGUGGUCCGCACCAAUCCCGUCACCGGGUGGAAGAGCGUGUAUCCCGUUGGCCAGCACGCCCAGUUCAUCAACAACGUCACAGUCGAAGAAAGCGCCAUGUUCCUGGGAUGGUUCAAGACCCUCCUAAAGGACAACCAUGACCUGCAAUGCCGGUUCCAUUGGCAAAAUGUGAACGACAUAGCCUUAUGGGAUAACCGGAAUACGUUCCAUUGCGCGACAUUUGAUUUUGAUGGCCUGGGUGAUCGUGCUGGGAACAGAGCUGUUGGUAUUGGAGAGCGUCCAUAUUUCGAUCCGGCGAGCAAGAGCAGGAGGGAGGCACUCGAGGGUCAGAGUAUCGGGGAGAACUUCAAAAUCUUGUAG